This is a messenger RNA of Diaporthe batatas, 972 nucleotides long. RefSeq lists its product as uncharacterized. The transcript is spliced from 2 exons. NCBI's taxonomy places the organism in Eukaryota, Fungi, Ascomycota, Sordariomycetes, Diaporthales, Diaporthaceae. Gene Ontology annotation, molecular function: hydrolase activity, hydrolyzing O-glycosyl compounds. The record is from RefSeq and is a predicted model, not a curated record. The coding region runs from base 1 to 972 and encodes 323 amino acids. Gene Ontology annotation, biological process: carbohydrate metabolic process.
AUGAAGUCGCUCGCUAUCAAUAUCCUCUUUGCGCUUAUCAGCGUAGGUCAAGCCAAGCCAGUACAUCCCAGAUCAUCAUCCAUUGAAGCCUCCUUGGAGCUCGGUCCUCUGGAUGCGUCACUAUUUUCCAGCCAGAGUCAUGAUUCCGAGGGCCAUGACCCCGGAUGGCGACCGUUCAAGCUGACAUGGCUCGAAACUUUCGGUGGCGAAGCUGGGACGUCGCCAUCGUCAGACAACUGGAUCUUUUCCUUGGGAACACAGUAUCCGGGAGGCGCUGAGCGUUGGGGCAACAAUGAGUUCCAGUACUAUACCAACUCAACGGAGAAUUCGGUGCUUACUGGGAAAGGAACGAUGAAAAUCAUUCCCCGAGAGGCACCUCGUUCGCUCCGCAAUGACACAGUCCAUUAUACCUCGGCGCGCCUGGAAACACAGCGGACGGACUUUGCUGCGAAAAGGGGCGGCAAAAUGUACAUCAACAGCCGCAUCAAGCUCCACAGCGUUGACAAGACGAAGAUGCAGGGCGUCUGGUCUGCCUUCUGGGCACUGGGCGAUGAGUGGGACCUUCUCGAAGUUAUCAAUGGGGACCCGAAGAUUUAUGGCACUCUCCAUUGUGGUUUUGCGCCCGGGGGCCCAUGCAACGAGUACAGCGGCUUAGGGAACGGAGGCGUGUCUUGGGAAUUUGAUGCUUGGAACAAUGUUGGCUUCCUCGUCGAUCGGGCGAUAAAAGCCAACGAAACAUGGAAGAAUGAGAGAUUGGAGUGGUAUCUGAAUGGCAAUUUAGUCCACAAUAUCACGGGCGCUGAUGUUGGCGACUUCGAUAACUGGGAAAAGAUCGCCCACGACGGGCACUUCCUCCUCCUCAAUGUCGCAAUGGGAGGCAAUUGGCCGGGACCCCCAAACAACAAGACUGUGUCAGGAGAACAGGUCGCAAUGGAAGUUGACUAUGUGGGGGUAUGGAACUCAGCCCACUAG